This is a messenger RNA of Acanthochromis polyacanthus (spiny chromis), 940 nucleotides long. RefSeq names its product RAB, member of RAS oncogene family-like 3 (gene rabl3). NCBI's taxonomy places the organism in Eukaryota, Metazoa, Chordata, Actinopteri, Pomacentridae. Gene Ontology annotation, cellular component: endomembrane system. Gene Ontology annotation, molecular function: GTPase activity. The transcript is spliced from 8 exons. Bases 37 to 741 code for a protein of 234 amino acids. Gene Ontology annotation, biological process: intracellular protein transport. The record is from RefSeq and is a predicted model, not a curated record.
UCACUGUUUUCUUCCGGGAUAUUUCUGUCACCAGAAAUGGCUUCUCUUGACAGGGUGAAAGUAUUAGUUUUAGGAGAUUCCGGGGUCGGCAAGUCCUCCUUGGUCCAUCUGUUAUGCCAGAAUCAAGUUUUAGGAAAUCCGUCCUGGACUGUUGGCUGUUCUGUGGAUGUGCGGGUUCAAGACUAUAAAGAGGGCACUCCGGAGGAAAAGACCUUCUACAUUGAACUCUGGGAUGUUGGAGGAUCUGUUGGCAGUGCCAGCAGUGUCAAAAGCACAAGAGCAGUCUUCUACAAUUCAGUUAAUGGAAUUAUACUGGUACAUGACUUAACCAAUAAGAAAUCAUCUCAGAAUCUCUACCGCUGGUCACUAGAAGCUUUGAACAAGGACUCCUCUCCAACUGGAGUCAUUGUUUCAAAUGGCAGUGAUUAUGACAGGGAGCAGUUUGCUGAGAACCCAGUGCCUUUGCUACUGAUUGGAACCAAGUUUGACCAGAUCCCAGAGAACAAACGCAAUGAAGUUCUCAACCGAACGGCUUUCCUGUCUGAAGACUUCAACGCAGAAGAGAUCAAUCUUGACUGCACCAACCCGAGGUACCUUGCUGCAGGCACAUCAAAUGCUGUAAAACUUAGCAGGUUCUUUGACAAGGUAAUAGAGAAGAGAUAUUUCACAAGAGAUCCAAGUCAGAUGACGGGUUUCACAGACAGAAAACGGUUCAACUUCAAAAGUUUGCACUAUGACUGACAAGCAGUGACAGCAGUGUGUGGAUUGGUGAUGACAUCUGUGGGUUUCACACUACCAGCCAGCUAUCACACUCUCUGACUACACCCCCUGUAACAUGCUCCCACUGGCUAAAACAUCAGCUAAUAAAAAUAUAUGUAAAUAGUUGAUACACUUGCACAAAAAAAUUGCAAAAGAAAUAAAGAGUCAUGCUCUAACAACA